Desarmillaria tabescens is the source of this 819-nucleotide messenger RNA. RefSeq lists its product as uncharacterized. Bases 1 to 819 code for a protein of 272 amino acids. The record is from RefSeq and is a predicted model, not a curated record. NCBI's taxonomy places the organism in Eukaryota, Fungi, Basidiomycota, Agaricomycetes, Agaricales, Physalacriaceae. The transcript has 3 exons.
AUGGCUGAAACCUGGGAAAUUUCCGGGCUCGGUCCUAUACCUCACUCAGCUAUCAGUAUAUUGGGUGUCUUCGAGAGCUUCAAACAUCUACCUCACUGCGCAGUCCCAUGGUCGGGUCGAGAGUACGAGUCUAAAGUUCAUUAUUCUGUCGCCAAACUCAACCAGGUAUCACAUCCCCAAGAACCUUCUCCCACCUGCGCCUUGGUCUUCUUUGUGGGCUAUUCCACAAAGAUCCAGGAACUCAACAGGUAUUGCCAGAGAAAUGGGCUUACCGGAACCCUUCCUGUCUUUAACCCGUACAUGCUGCAAGAACACUAUCUCUGUCCAGCUACACCAAAAACUGAAUUUCCUUGUGCCAUCCCAGACAGCGUCACCCUAUGUGAUCCUAUCCUUGUUUCCGCGUCUCCCGUCGAAGAACGUGACCGCGAAAUCGUCGCAUGGCUUGAUCGUGCUGCCGCUAUCCUCGUCAACUUGGAAACUCACGUAAAAAUGGAUGAGAUGAAUGUUCACCAGCUUGCGAUGGCUCUGCGUAUCUUGCCUGAUCGCGAACGUAAGAUCCAAGUCAUUUGGAAGCUAAAAGCACCAAAUGAUGUGAAGGCUUCCUUGCUUGACAUUCUCGGUGUCGACAUGAACAGUGGGCGAGUGAAGGUUGUCGAUUGGCUGGAUAUCGAACAUUCGGCACUCCUCAGGCAUCAUAACAUCGUAUGUGUUGUUAGUCAUGGUGCAGUCAAAAGGGAGAUCAAUAUGGAAUUAAUCUCUACGAGGAAAUUCCACUACACAAGUCAACCAACGAGGUCCAACAUACCUUCGAAGCGGUGA